AUGUUUGCAUUAUUCAUCUACACAGCUCACCUUAACUCUAUUCUUCUGAUCAUAAAUACGCAGGUCCAUUCAGCACAUUUACACAAACCUCCAUGUUUUCGCAAGAUUGCUAGCAGCACUUCAAAGACUUCUUCGCGUGGGACGGACAGCAUUGUAGACUGCCAUUCUCCCAAAAAUCCAACAUGUCGACAAUUAUUGAACUCAUCUCCCUUUAUGUUUGGUCAGCGUUAUGGGGCUGGUGACCAUCAUCGACGCGAUAAAGGAUACUUAAUAUGCGAUUCCCUUGAUUUGGAUGGCCACCAUCACCAACGCAGGAAUUCCAAAGAUUCAGCUUUCUGGUGUUGGCGCCGAUCGCAUCCUUGCUCUUGUCACCGGCCAGUUCGAAGCUACUGUAGACACUGCGGAUGUGCUCACUACUGUGGUUGUGGUGAUGACAACACUAAUUGUGACAAAUGCAAAUUUGCUCGCCCCAGCCUUCCAGAAGGAACUUCAGAGCCUCCUAGUAACAACUCGUCCAUAGAUAUAAUUCAAUCCUAUUGUCCCUUUAGUUAUUGCCAUAUUCAGCCAAAAGUCGAGGCUCGCUUCACUAGACUACGUGAAAUUCACGGUCGUUGCACUGGCACUCUCUUGUAUCACUCGGGUCGCCCCCUGUCUAGUGGAGCCAAUGCUUGUUGUCCUCAUUCAUCACAAUGUCGCAUCGUUCGGGAGGCACCAGAAGUAAUGCAUUCUGAGCCGGAUACUAAUGGGUUAAGGAGGGCUUUGUCACCUAAUUGUUCCCUUCCUUUGUGUAAAUCGGUCGCCCUUACGACUACUGGUCAUCAAUUACCUCCCGAGCCGAAUUCUAUCAUCCCACCUGCUGGCAGCCCUAUCAAAACCUUGACUCCUGAGGAUACUAGGUCUCAUGCCGGCAACGUCCCAUGCAUUGGGGGCAUAGUAAAAGGUAAAUCCGGUGACAGCAACUAUCAUGUGGAUCUUAAUGCUUUACAACCUUGUGAAAUAGGAGAUGGAAUGAAAGACACUUGCUCUUCCAAGGUCGAUUUUUCCAGGCUUUCGGAGAUAGCUAGCCAAGAAAAUGAGCCUGCAAUGGAUUUGUCUAUCCCCUUUAUGCCUGAAUGUAAGUGGUUAUCUCUGUAG
Messenger RNA from Protopolystoma xenopodis, 1134 nucleotides. NCBI's taxonomy places the organism in Eukaryota, Metazoa, Platyhelminthes, Monogenea, Polystomatidea, Polystomatidae. The record is from the annotation of a GenBank genome assembly.